UUAAGUAAAGAAAUCAGGCUGGCUCAGUGCGCGUCUCAGCAGCCCACUUUGACAGGUGCUCCUCACCCCCUUUGGAGGACUGUCAGCAGCAGCAGCAGCAAGAGGAUGGCAUCAGAGCUGGCAAUGAGCAACUCCGACCUGCCCACCAGUCCCCUGGCCAUGGAAUAUGUUAAUGACUUCGAUCUGAUGAAGUUUGAAGUGAAAAAGGAGCCGCUGGAGCCCGAGCGCAGCAUCAGCCAGUGCAGCCGCCUGCUCGCCGGGGGAUCGCUGUCUUCCACCCCGAUGAGCACGCCCUGCAGCUCGGUGCCCCCCUCUCCCAGCUUCUCGGCGCCCAGUCCCGGCUCCGGGUCCGGGUCCGGCUCCAGCGAGCAGAAGGCGCACCUGGAGGAUUUCUACUGGAUGAGCGGCUACCAACAGCAGCUCAACCCGGAGGCUCUGGGCUUCAGCCCGGAGGACGCCGUAGAGGCGCUGAUCAGCAGCGGCCACCCGCUGCAGGGCUUCGACGGCUAUGCCAGGGGGCAGCAGUUCGCCGGGGGGGCGGCACCGGCCGGGGAGGAGAUGGGCUCCGCGGCCGCGGUGGUGUCGGCGGUCAUCGCGGCGGCCGCGGCGCAGACCGGCGGCGGCGCGCCCCACCACAACCACAACCACCACCACCACCACCACCACCACACCGGCGCCGGGGCGCACCACCCGUCCUCCGGCUCCCAGUCCGCCGGCGCCGUCAACAACAACAACCACAGCCACCACCACCCGCACCACCACAUGCGCCUGGACGACCGCUUCUCGGACGAGCAGCUGGUGACCAUGUCGGUGCGGGAGCUCAACCGGCAGCUGCGCGGCGUCAGCAAGGAGGAGGUCAUCCGCCUCAAGCAGAAGCGCAGGACGCUAAAGAACCGCGGCUACGCGCAGUCCUGCCGCUACAAGCGCGUCCAGCAGCGGCACGUCCUGGAGGGCGAGAAGACGCAGCUCAUCCAGCAGGUGGACCACCUCAAGCAGGAGAUCUCCCGCUUGGCGCGGGAGCGCGACGCCUACAAGGAGAAGUACGAGAAGCUCGUCACCACCGGAUUCCGGGAAAACGGCGGCGGCGGCGGCGACAACAACAACAACAACCCCUCGUCCCCGGAGUUCUUCAUGACGUCGAGAAAAUUCCUCCAUCUGUGAUAUAAAAUUUGGUCUUCUGCGCCCCUCCAUCGUCAGACAGAGAUGUCCUUCUGGAACCUUCCAGCAGACUGCCACUAAGCACAACGUCUCCCAGCAGCACCAGACUCAAAGAUCCAAACUUCACCAGGGCAGGAAACUAGAACCCAGGACUCCUCAGAACGUGUUUGCUAUUCCCAACCCGAUACCUCCAAUCUAGUUUAUUAAUAUUUACAGUGAUUCAUUUAGAAAAGUGGAAAAGAAAGAAGAAAAAAAAAGUGACGUCCCUUUAGCACAAAUCAGGAUGUUGUAAAUAUUGUACAGACAUUAUUUCAAGUGUAAUUAUCGCGGAUUUAUGUAUCGAACCAAUAGUGUCACAUGAUCAUUAUUUAGCCCCGCCCCCUAGGAAAAGAAGUAUUUUAGAGCCACACUAAAUCAGUCAUUUUAAUGAGUGAAUAAUAAAGUUUUUAUUGGGAAAAAGUUGCUCAUAAUAUUACAACUAUAUACUCAAAAAAAUACAACUUUUAUUUCU
Messenger RNA from Nerophis lumbriciformis (worm pipefish), 1669 nucleotides. RefSeq names its product transcription factor Maf-like. The record is from RefSeq and is a predicted model, not a curated record. Gene Ontology annotation, biological process: regulation of transcription by RNA polymerase II. Lineage: Eukaryota; Metazoa; Chordata; Actinopteri; Syngnathiformes; Syngnathidae. Gene Ontology annotation, cellular component: nucleus. Gene Ontology annotation, molecular function: RNA polymerase II cis-regulatory region sequence-specific DNA binding; DNA-binding transcription factor activity, RNA polymerase II-specific.